Culicoides brevitarsis is the source of this 1542-nucleotide messenger RNA. RefSeq names its product synaptic vesicle 2-related protein. Gene Ontology annotation, biological process: transmembrane transport. Bases 1 to 1542 code for a protein of 513 amino acids. The transcript has 6 exons. Gene Ontology annotation, molecular function: transmembrane transporter activity. Gene Ontology annotation, cellular component: membrane. Lineage: Eukaryota; Metazoa; Arthropoda; Insecta; Diptera; Ceratopogonidae. The record is from RefSeq and is a predicted model, not a curated record.
AUGAAAAAAGAUCUAAAAAGUGGCAUCCGUAAAUUGGCUGCCGCGCCCGGUUAUGAAGAAAUGGAAGGAAAUAACAUUCCGCAUCAGUCGCUCGGGAGUAGCAGUGGAAAUGGCAGCGCCCCAAAUAGUCUUAUUGGAUCGGGACAUCCUUCACUUCCCUCAUCAGAAUUUGAAUUGGCAUCCGUUAGUGUGGUGCCUGAUGAUACUUUCACUGUCACUCAAGCUGUAAACGCCUUAGGCUUCGGAUGGUUUCAAGUCAAGUUGUCGCUCUGCGUGGGCCUUUGUUGGAUGGCAGACAGCAUGGAAAUGACAAUUUUGAGUGUUUUGGGUCCGGCCUUGCAUUGCGAUUGGGGCAUCACGAGGUAUCAGCAGGCGCUUGUUACGACAGUUGUGUUCCUUGGGAUGAUGUUGUCGGCGACAUUUUGGGGGCAUUUGAGUGAUCGGUAUGGAAGGAAGCCAGCAUUGACACUUUGUGGCGUUUUGCUGUUCUUGUAUGGGUUGCUAAGUGCCGUGGCGCCAAGUUUUACGUGGCUUUUGUUGCUGAGAGGGUUAGUUGGGUUUGCGAUUGGAUGUGUGCCGCAGUCAGUGACUUUGUAUGCCGAAUUUCUUCCAACGAAGCAACGGGCGAAGUGUGUCGUGUUGUUGGAUUGUUUCUGGGCCCUUGGUGCCUGUUUUGAAGUCGCCUUGGCAUUAGCGAUCGCUCCAAAUCUCGGUUGGCGAUGGCUUUUAGGCUUAUCAGCACUUCCGUUAUUCGUUUUUGCCGCCAUCACUCCAUGGUUGCCCGAAUCUGCGAGAUAUCACGUCACAAGUGGUCAAAGUGACAAAGCUCUUGCAACGUUAGAGCAAAUUGCAAAGGAUAAUCGACGUCCCAUGUUGCUCGGAAGACUCGUAGUUGAGAAUCCUGUGACGAGUCGCGGGAGUUUUAAAGCACUUUUGAAUCCGUCGCUGCGACGAACGACUUUGUUGUUGUGGUUUAUUUGGAUGGCAUGUGCUUUUUGCUAUUAUGGUCUCGUUUUGAUGUCAACUGAACUUUUUGGCGGCGAUAAUAAAACUGUGUCGCCGGGAGAUGUUCCCGAUUGUCAUCCGCUGUCAACGACGGACUAUAUGGAUCUACUUUGGACCACUUUAGCUGAAUUUCCGGGGAUUUUCGCCACAAUUUAUAUAAUUGAACGUUUCGGACGUAAGAAAACGAUGGCUUUUCAGUUUCUUUUGUACGCUGGAUGUGUCAUUCUUAUCACAACAACGCAAGAUCGCGUUUUACUCACAUUGAUCCUUUUCCUCGCUCGCGGAAUGAUUGCGGGACUUUUCCAAGCAGCUUACGUUUACACGCCCGAAGUUUAUCCAACAGCAUUGCGAUCUAUUGGAGUUGGGGGAUGUUCAGCUCUUGCCCGUGUCGGAGCAAUGGCGACUCCUUACAUCGGUCAAGUACUUUUCCAGUCGUCGGUAUUGAGUGCAGUGUCAGUUUAUGGCGUUUUUGCGGUAUUAGCUUGUUUCGCGUGUUUGCUGUUGCCUUACGAGACACGCGGAACGGAUCUUCAUUAG